GUCAAGCAUCUAAUCCAACAAGGUAUCUAUCUUCCAACUAUGGCAGUCACAGAAUUACCUACCAGUACCACAACAACAAACAAAAUCAAGAAAAUUUCAAUUCUACCACUCAUCUUCAUCAUCUUCUAUGAAGUGUCUGGAGGACCAUUUGGUUCAGAGGAUGCAGUAAAAGCAGCUGGUCCUCUCUUAACCCUUCUUGGAUUCAUAGUUUUCCCAUUUAUAUGGAGUAUCCCUGAAGCCUUGAUCACUGCUGAAAUGGGAACAAUGUUCCCUGAAAACAGUGGUUAUGUUGUUUGGGUUUCAUCAGCUUUAGGACCUUAUUGGGGUUUCCAACAAGGUUGGAUGAAAUGGAUUAGUGGUGUCAUAGACAAUGCUUUGUAUCCAGUUUUGUUUCUUGAUUAUCUUAAGUCAACUAUUCCAGCUUUCGAAAGUGGUUGGCCUAGAGUUUUGGCAACAUUAGGUCUUACUAUAUUUCUAACUAUUUUGAAUUAUAGAGGUUUAACUAUUGUUGGAUUUGUUGCUGUUUGUUUAGGGAUUUUUUCAUUACUUCCUUUUGUUGUUAUGGGAUUUAUUUCAAUUCCUAAGUUGGAACCAUCAAGAUGGGUUGAAGUGGAUUUAAAAGAUAUUGAUUGGAGUUUGUAUUUGAAUACACUUUUUUGGAAUCUUAAUUAUUGGGAUUCUAUAAGUACUCUUGCUGGUGAAGUUGAAAAUCCAAGGAAAACACUUCCUAAAGGUUUGUUUUAUGCUUUGAUUUUGGUUGUUAGUGGAUAUCUGUUUCCUCUUUUUGUUGGCACCGGCGCGGUUCCAGUGGACCGCGCGGCUUGGAGUGACGGAUACUUUUCAGAUAUUGCUAUGAUCAUUGGUGGAGCUUGGUUGAGAUGGUGGCUUAAUGCUGCAGCUGCGGUGUCGAAUAUGGGAUUGUUUGUUGCUGAAAUGAGCGCCGACUCAUUUCAGCUUCUAGGAAUGGCUGAGAGGGGAAUGUUGCCUGAGUUCUUUACCAAAAGGUCGCGCUACGGUACGCCUAUUAUAGGGAUACUUUUUUCGGCCUCCGGUGUGAUUUUACUUUCAUGGCUUAGUUUUGAUGAAAUUGUGGCUGCUGAAAAUUUCUUGUACUGUUUCGGAAUGAUUCUUGAGUUUAUUGCAUUCAUUUUGUUGAAGAUUAAAAAACCAAAUGCAUCAAGGCCUUAUAAGGUACCAGGAGGUAAAGUUGGAGCAAUUUUUCUAUGUAUCCCUCCUACAAUAUUGAUUGGUUUUGUAUUGGCUUUCUCUUCUCUAAAAGUGUUUGUUAUAAGUGUCAUUGCUAUGGUGAUUGGUCUUGUGAUGCAGCCUUGUCUCAAAUUUGUGGAGAGAAAGAAAUGGAUCAAGUUCUCUGUUAGUCCUGACCUACCUGAUCUGGACAAUGGGGAGAGCACACAAACAUUGGUGCAAUAAAUUGGCUCUGUUUUUAUUUGUUUUGAUAGAAAUUGAUACAGCAUAAUAAUUAUUAUAAAAUUAAGGAGAAUAAUAUUAUAGGGUUUCUUUGUAAUUGUAGGAUAGUUUAUUAUGUGACUUUAGUUGCAUUUGGUCAUUAUUACAUCUUUAGAGGAUAGUAUUGAGUGGGGAAAAAGAUACUUAGACCACUCUUUUUAGCUUGUUUGGCAAAGCUUUUUUCAGGAUAUUCUCGCAUCCCAAUGCUCCUCAAACGCUAAAAGCAAGAAGCUACAAUACUAAGCUUCAAUGCAAACGUGACUUUAAACGUGAUUUUGGAAAAUGUGAUGGUAUACCAAACACGUGUACACCUUUUAUACCAUCGAAUAUGACAUGGCAUGGAUACUUUAAAAAA
Medicago truncatula (barrel medic) is the source of this 1822-nucleotide messenger RNA. Its product is annotated as probable polyamine transporter At1g31830. Gene Ontology annotation, cellular component: membrane. The transcript has a single exon. The coding region runs from base 40 to 1431 and encodes 463 amino acids. Lineage: Eukaryota; Viridiplantae; Streptophyta; Magnoliopsida; Fabales; Fabaceae. Gene Ontology annotation, molecular function: transmembrane transporter activity. Gene Ontology annotation, biological process: transmembrane transport. The record is from RefSeq and is a predicted model, not a curated record.